AUGGUUAUUAAGGAGUGUUGUACAGCCAUGCUUGUUAAUGAAAUGGACAUUUCUCGUCUCAUGGUUCAUGUUCAAGAGAUCAAAGAGGAGAAACCUAAGGAAAAGUCUAGGGAGACAAAGAGGGCGAAAACUGGUAAUUGUAAUUUCUCUCAUGCAAGGGUGUCUAACCCUAAGCCUCAAGGAGGAAAUGGUAGUGGGUCCUUAUUGCCUACUUGUGCUAAUUGUGGAAGAAAACAUAAUGGUAAAUGUCUAGCGGGUUCCAAUGCUUGUUUUGGUUGGGGUAAGAUGGACCACAAUAUAAGAUAUUGUCCAUAUGUUGCUAAGAAUGAAGAAGAUAAUCACCGAAGGGCUCAAGAUAAUCCUUCAUCUGGUCAAAGUUGUUCGGGUCCAAAUGCUCCUAAGCAAAACAAAUUCUAUGCACUUCAGACUCAUGUUAGGGUGAGGGAUGUGGAUUCCGAAACCCCUACUCUUCAGUCAGUCCUCGUAGUUAAUGAUUUUUUGGAAGUGUUCCAAGAUGAUUUACCCGGUAUUCCUCCCGAAAGGGAAAUAGACUUUGGUAUUGACCUCUUCCCAGAUAUGCAACCUAUCUUCAUUCCUCCUUAUUGA
Solanum verrucosum is the source of this 606-nucleotide messenger RNA. RefSeq lists its product as uncharacterized. The transcript has 3 exons. The record is from RefSeq and is a predicted model, not a curated record. Bases 1 to 606 code for a protein of 201 amino acids. NCBI's taxonomy places the organism in Eukaryota, Viridiplantae, Streptophyta, Magnoliopsida, Solanales, Solanaceae.